GGGAGGUAAACGAUGGUAAAAGGUUUAGCUCUGGUAGCCAUGUUUGUACUCCGCAGCCAUUUUGGUGCUCUCAUGCCCCUUUACACAGCGUUCAUAUUGCUACUCUCAUUUUUUAGACCUGCUUAUAACUCUCUGGAAGCCAUCUUGUUACACUUCCUAUUAGGGAGUGUUAUUCAGUCGGUCAUUCCAUUCAGAGACUUCAUGUUUCUUACGGCCAGUGUUUGAUCUCAUUUGUCAGGAGUCUGGGAGAGGCUGAAGUGUGGGAAAGCGCUGCUGCCGGACUGAAGUAAGAGAUCAAACCACGUUUAUGGUCCAGGCUCCAAGGCCAAUGGCCCACUAGACUUUUUUUCCACCUGCGUUGCUACACAGGCAGAGAAAAGGCCAAUAUGCUUCAUGAUCUCAGUGCACAACGACGUCCCAUCAGCCCGCACAUGGAUUGGAUCACAGUGCAAAAAUGAAUCAUUUCUCAUUUCCGUGGACCAGCCUUUUCUCAGCCUGUUUAUACGCAGGCAGAGAAAAGCCUAAUGUUGCUUGAUUACAGUAUUAACUGUUUUGUGAAACAAAUCAUCUGAUGAAUAUAAACAAGAAGAUUGCCCUUCACUGAUAUCUAUUGAGUGCUGUGAAAAUGCCCAGUUGCAUAGUGAAAGGUUGUCGCCACAAAAGUGGACAGAAGAUCCUGUAUCCAGAUGUUGUUCUUCAUUCUUUUCCAAAUAAUAUACAUAUGAUAAAGAACUGGAUGUUACAAACUGGUCAGGACUUUGGGGAUAUUGAUGCCUUUGCAGAGAAAAUUCUGAAAGGAAAUAAAACCGCCAGCUUCCGUAUGUGCUCACGUCACUUUACAAGAGAUAGCUAUAUGGCUAAGGGCUCCAAAAUCACCUUAAAACCAAAUGCUGUUCCAACAAUUUUUGAUACAUUACCACCGGCUGCUUCUGUUCCUAGUCUGAUAUCAUUGCCAACAGCUAAGAGAAUGAGAGUAGAAGAUGAAGCACCAUCUACCUCUGCCACUAUUGUACGUAUAGUUUCUAAACUUGUCACAGUACAAACACAAACUGAUGACAGAAUUCUCAAAAAUGACCCCUGGGUCAAUAGAUACAACUGCCCAGUGACUGUCAGCGUUGCUACGCAGACCGAUGCUCCAGCAGAGACCGACGAUAUGAAAACUGAAACUAGCAGCAGAUCUCAAGAGGUAAAGAUUUGGCAUGCUGAUAAAGACUAUUUGUAUCCAGUAUAUGAUGCACCGAUAAAAACAAGCAUGAAAACAUCAGUUAAACAAACCACCAAAGAGCCAACAAAACAGGAGGAAGCAGGCGAUGCUCUUGACCCAAGGGGUGCAUCAUUUGGUCUUUGUCCAGGUAGGCCAUUUCAGGAGUCAGGUAGUUUAAAUACAAACACAGAACAAGGACACUUGGUAAAACAGAAAAAAUAUCUUGUGUUUGAAGACUCAUUGAACAGUCUGCUUACUCUGGUUCGUUGCCAACAUUCACAGUCGCCACCUUGUGAAGCACCAGUUAGUCACAUUGAAAAAAAAGUAGAUGGAAGCUUGCUAACUGUGCAUUUAACUUGCUUAAAGGGUCACAAAUCACUAGUAUGGAAUGCCCAACCAGUGUUUGGAAAUGUAUCCAUCGGCAAUGUUUUAAUGGCCUCUGCAAUUUUUCAAAGUGGUUCUGCAUUAGACAAAGCUCUACAAACCUUAAAUGUUUUUGGAAUACCAGCAAUCUCGUCCAAGACAUAUCACGAAUAUCAAAAGGCUUAUGUUUUUCCAGCAGUGGACUCUCAGUGGAGGCUUGAAGAGGGCAGAAUAAAAAAGACAUUUGCAGGAAAAUCAGUUGCACUGGCAGCAGGUAGGCAGGUCAUCAAUCUUGGGCAUUCCAGUAAGUACUGUAUGUAUUCCAUGAUGGAUGUGAUUUCUGAAAAAAUUGUCUCUUUCAAAAUUAAACACUUUGGUCCAGAAGACACAUUAUGGGAAACUGAAAAACAAACAUUCCAAGACUGCCUUGAUCAACUAAUUAAUGAGAAACUGGAUAUCAGAAUAAUUGCCACCAAUCAGCAUGUUGGAAUCAGGAAACUUAUGGAGAUAAAAUAUCCACAUAUCGAACACCAGCUGGAUAUUUGGCAGCUUUGCAAAUGUCUUGGUCGAAAACUAGAGGAGGCUAGCAAGAAAAAGAAUUGCAGUAUCAUAGCCGAUUGGAUUCCUGCCAUCACAAACCAUCUCUGGUGGUCUUCCCAAACCUGCAAUCAAAACGUCGAUGUUUUCAUGGAGAGAUGGAAGUCGGCUCUCUUUCAUAUUGCAAACGUACAUAGUUUUCCGUCGCUAAAAUUUUACAAAAAAUGUCAGCAUGCAAGGAUUUCAGAGACGGAGCAACAGGAAACAAACUGGAUUCCUUUUAACCAUCCAGCUCACGAAGCCCUGGUCGAAAUAAUCAGUGAUCCCAUUCUCCUGGAUGACAUUGCCAAGGCAGAAAAAUUCUGCCACACCAGAUAUUUGGAGGCAUUUUACAGCAAAAUUGAGAAAUACCAGUCAGGACAUUUAUCAUCCGUUACUGAUGAUUUACAUGUGCGCACUGCUCUGGCUGCUUUGUCUUAUAAUCGGGAUCUGGACAGAGGUCAGCCCUCAGUGGGGCCAUUGAAAUCACCAUUGGACGCAGAAAACCCCCACAAAAUUGUUUUCCCCGAGGAAAGAAGAGAUCUGGUUCUCGAUACCAUACAGGAAGACGCUGCGGAAAGUCACUUUUUAGAUAUGUCGUCACAAAUUGUGAAAAUCUUGCUUGGUGAACUGGAACAUAAAGGGAGUUAAAUUCUGACUUCAGAAUGUUUUUUCAAGAUGGAAACCAGACUGGAAAAAAAUGUUCCAUUGUUGUUUGACAGUUUCAUUUUUUUAAAAAAAGUUGUAUUUAGAUUUGUUUUGUAAUUGUUUUAUUAUGUUGUACACAACAGCGCACACCAACACUGAAUAUGUGCCAUGAUGACUACAACAAAACAAUCAAAUAAAAAUUCCAUUGCAAAUUAUUUGCAAAUACUUU
Xenopus tropicalis (tropical clawed frog) is the source of this 3020-nucleotide messenger RNA. It is a transcript of the gene ccdc51, whose product is annotated as coiled-coil domain containing 51. The record is from RefSeq and is a predicted model, not a curated record. NCBI's taxonomy places the organism in Eukaryota, Metazoa, Chordata, Amphibia, Anura, Pipidae. The coding region runs from base 626 to 2794 and encodes 722 amino acids. The transcript has 3 exons. Gene Ontology annotation, molecular function: DNA binding.